Molecule: messenger RNA, 4957 nt
Organism: Nilaparvata lugens (brown planthopper)
Lineage: Eukaryota; Metazoa; Arthropoda; Insecta; Hemiptera; Delphacidae
Exons: 26
Coding region: 286-4167 (1293 amino acids)
Source: RefSeq, a predicted model, not a curated record
GAUAGCAUCUGAACAACCGCAGUCGUUUUGGUGUUGAAUUUCAAUAAAAAUGUGCUUGAAUGUAUAUGUUUAGUUUUAUUGUAAUUUCUGAUUGUGUUUUGUGGUUCAAUAUUGGAUUAAAUCAACUAAAAAAUCAAACAUUGGGUCCUUGAGAUUGGGUCCAGGAUACUUCUAAUUUCAAUUCUCUAGGGGAGUGGAUGCAGACUGCACCCAGCUUGCGGCACAAUGGUGUAUGAUGAACGAACGCGGCUGAAGAAUAGCUGACCCGACUGUCUAGGGCUCGCCAUGAGUGGGCCCCGCAACGACACCCCCCAACCAGAGAAAGAACCGAUUCAGUUCGAGGUGAACCUGAAAGGUGCACCUGAUGAAUUGGUCCAACUGGUUCAAAACAUAAAAGAGGUUGGCGAACAGUUCCUCUACCAUUGGAAAACCUUUCCAAUAAUACUACCACCGCCGGUCAACGCCACAGUACCUCAUGGAUCACUCGCUAGUAACAACACCGACAUACCUUAUAUCACAGGUGGUUCGGGAGAAGGAUGCUGCACGCUCGCGAGACGCGCGAACCAGCAUCGGCCGAACAGUUUGCGCGAACUGUUCAUAGCGCCGUCGUUCGAUGAGUUGGACGCGGUUGCAGUCGACUCGAGCGGCGAGCCGCGCCGCCUCACCGGGAAGCAGCUGGAGUCGCUCAGAGAGAGAGGCUUGCACAAGGAUAAGUUUGGGAAGCCGAAGGCGUUGAAUAGUAGUCAGUUGGUGAACAUAAGGAAAACUGGUGAGUUCGAGGUGCCGAGUUUGAAUUUUGCCGGGCAAACGCACAAAUGGCGGCUGAGCGGACUGCUACAGAAGGGCACGGAGCGAACGAGAGACUCGCUGCUCGACGACCUGGCACUGGCGCUGCGAUUCAUCCUCAUCACGGCGCGGGCGAGGCUCGUGUCGCACUUCUUCAGCCUGUCGCAGGCGCUCGCCUCAUUCGUUACCGGUGCUCUCAAACUUCUCGAUAUUCUGAUUGGUGUGCCAUCACUGCUUGCUCAUAACCUGGACGCUAAACUCAGAGAGGAAAGAUGCCGCUAUCUUGUGGCAGAACUGGUUUGUAGGAGAGAAUUUGAAGAUUCGUUAGAGUUAUUAUGUGGAUUUGUACGUCGUCAGUUGAAAAGAGCUGCCACCGAAAAAUUUGAAGUGGAACGUGAAGCCUCCCAUCCUCCCGUACCAAUACCGUAUUUAUUUCUAACACCAAAGGGCGUUGAACUGGAUUUGAGACUGUAUAGUAAAGAUAUUAUGAAGAAAGCUCUUCCGAUUUUAGUUUCGAUUUUAGAGAAGGAAACACGAGGCUGGUUUCUUCAUUUUAGAGAGCGACUCAUCUCUGAACUGCGUGCUCAAAAACUGCCUGAUGAAGAAAUUGAAAAGGAAGUAAAUGAGGCUGUGAUGAAGGAGUACCUCCAGAAGGUGUAUUCUAGCAUAUUGGCCAAUCCAGAACUGAAAGGUCUGGGCGAUGGAAUUCCACAACUCCUAGUAGAACAAGCACAGUCUGUCGUAUUAAUGCAUAGAGCUGUAGAAAAUGUACAAAGGAAACUGACAAAGAUGAAGGAGAAUCUCAAACAGAGACUGGAAUACAUUCAUCCUAUUCUGUCGAGGAUAGGUCCGUGGAUCAGGGAUAAGCUACACAAAGCUGAGGAGAGCUUCAUAGAAGAGUGCAAGUGGAGUGCUCAUGAAGAAGCUCUACUUCUGUGUAAUAACCAACAUCUACAGCAGACUGUCUAUUUCCUACAUCGUGACCUGACCUUCAUGAAAGAGCGUGAGCCUGUAUUGCUGAAAGAGUUGAGGAAAGUGAAAACUCCGACGAGGACAUUCCAAUGGAGAACGCAGAUCUGGUUUCCGAGGAAUUGGAUCGUCAGAAGAUGCUUCCAAGGUCAGUCAGAGGUGAUUCCCACUGUGUUGAGUGCCACUGCCACCUCCAUCACCACGCCAAGAUCUGAUCCUAGCCAGCCUGUUUUCCUGGUUGAGAAAGAAGUAGUUCGGACGACGACAACACGAUGGCCGCUGUGGAGGUGGAUCAACUAUUGCCAUAGAACAUGGAGUUGGACGUGGAAUGCGCUAUUCUUUUUCGGAGUUGUAAUACCAUGGUGCAGCCCGGUAUCAUUGCGAGCAUUGUUUUGCAUGUCACCUUUCACACCGGACCUGGAGCUGUCACAAGUCAACGGCACACUCUUCCCGCGCAAAAGCUCUCUCACUCCCACCCUAGCCUCUCGCCUCCUCUCGCUCUGGAGGCAUAUAUCGAAAUCGAGAACGCACUUCGAAACCAAGCCGGACACAGGGUUCAUCGGGAAAGGAAUGACACGACACCUGAACAGGAUCUGGAAUUACGGCGGCAAAGGACUGCUAGGAACGCUGGGCAUCAUCCUUGUCUUCCCGUUGGUGUGCCUCACAGUCAGUGGGCUCAGUUUGCUCAUCACUCUCACUGCUUUUCUUUGGAUGCCAGUUCUGACGCUAAUGCUGCAGAUGAGCAUGGCACUGGUGUACGACGUGGAUUGUCCUGUGGGAGAGAGGAAUCGCUACGUGGUGGUUCUGGAGGCGUUGAUCUGGGACAUAUUUGUGUGCGGCAUGUUGCAGCCGCUGGCCGCCCUAGCAGUUGCAUCCACUGUCUGCCCUUUCAUAUCACUUGUCAUCGUCACAGCUGGAUUACUGAAAUGCUGGUUGAGGCUGGCCUGGGACACGAUUGUGUUCCACAUGAUGAUCAAGAAGCGAGGUCGCAUUCCUGCUUGCGAUAGUUUCGUUGUCAAGAGAAUAGCUGGCCCUGGUCUCACCAAUGACUACUAUUUCCAGAUUAGGCCAGAGCAGGCUUUGGCUGCUUUUGAGGCAAAAUUGGAGCUCGAUGAGUUGUCUGCCUUUCAACAUCAAAUCGAAGUGAAGAUUCUCCAACCUCAAAAGGAUUUCAGUCAAUUUGUUGAAGCCUGCUUUGGUCCAUUCUCUUGUUCACUGGCCAGAGUUGGUCCCUAUAAGCGGUUAGAAAGAGAAGGUCAGGAUCUGCUCAACUGUUUGCAUGAGAAGCUGGAUAAGAGAAGGAGAGAACUGCAGACCGGUCUUGCUCCCACGCUUCGCACCAAACUGCGGCUCAGCCAACUCGAUCUCAAGAUAUGCAUACAGCAGGGCGCAUUAAUGCUGGAGAGGUUCUAUCCAAGCCAAGUGAUGGCGAGGUGGGGGGACACCCCGACCGAAGAGGAGUUCUGGGAGAACAAAGGACUGUGUGUCAACGACUGGGCAAGUCUUGCCUCUCUCAUCUAUGCUGACGUCUUUUCUCUUGACUUUCUCACACCUCUAGACGACAGCGACACUAAAUUCAGACUGGAGCCUUCUCCGCAAGUGGACCUGACUCGAUACACGGAUCUGGUUCGAGGUGCCGAACUGGGCGCUGGCUGCCUGGACUUGCUGGGCCCCGUCUAUGCACCUCGUGGCAACAUUCAGGUCUACUCGCCCUACCUGGACGUGUCUGCCUUCAGUCCCCGCCACAAGCAUCUCAGUCCCAACAAGAGCAGAGAUACGAACAGCUCGUGCGUGAGCACGUCAGGGAUGACUGGGUCGGCUUUGGCCACGCAGACUACGCCAAACAAGGCCGACGACAAGUGCUGGAUGCCGUGGAAGCGCACCAGUCGCCCCUACAGCGCCGACAAGCUCAUGAUCCCCCUCCCCGUGCCCCACCCCGCCCACAUCGCCAUCACCAUUCACAACCGUGACACCGACGACGUCAUUCCACUCGACUCUGACAUCUGUCACGAGAUUCUCAGAGCCGUCGAAGACAGCACCCAGGAGUGUGUGGGGGUGGCGAGGUACCGUGGAGGCGGUGGAGGUGUUGAGAGCAGCUUCGACUCAGUCGAGUCUCGCAGUUCCGACUCUGAGGAACCUCGUCUGCCCACCCCUCCUUCCCCACCCAUCAUGACAGCUGUUCCAAUGCCCCCCAUUCAAGGUCAACCCAAGGUCAACCAAGAACCACGCUCCACGGCCCAGGAGCCAAGCCAAGGUCAGGCGUUCAACUGGCGGCAGGGCGAGUGGGGCAACGCGACCCGCCGCAAACGCAACUCGGGGACGGUGCGGGUCGACCUCGCGUCACCCGAGGACGUCACACUCGACACGGACUCUACUAGGGUGAUUUUCAGUUCUUACGGCACCACUGUAUAGCUGGGUGUCAUUCUCCUGCUUUUCAGAUUCGUUCGAAUAUCUGUUAUUUGAUUGAUUAGUCUAUCAGAUUUCAGAUUCGUUCAAAUAUCUGUAAUUUUAUUGAUUAGUCUAUCCGAUUUCAGAUUCGUUCAAAUAUAUGUAAUUUUAUUGAUUAGUCUAUCAGAUUCAAGUAUUUAUUCCUUCAAGUAUUUUACAGUAAAACAAGAAACAAACUCAAUACUACGGAAAUCCUCCACAAAGACUAAACGUCUGUUCCAUAGACAACACAAGCAAUCACGAAGUAAAAUAAUUACGAUAGAAAAAUAUAAGCUUGCGAAUGAAAUAAUAAGUAAGCAAGUAAGUUGCAAGGAGAAGUACGAUUGUAAACGAGAACAAGGUGAAUCAGAAAGUGAAAAAUCAUAGAUUUUAUCAUUGAAACACCUUUUGUAAUGCGGCUCUGAAGUCACCGUAAGACGUGUGCAGUUUAUCAAGCAGCGCCUGACGAUUGAAAAAGGUGAGCUCAGACGUGGCGAUUGGUCCUAGGGUUUCAUGCGGAUCUGAAAACAUUCCCGAGUCGCUCAGCGUCGGCGGGGCUUCUUGCGAUUUCCAUUGCACUGCUUUCACCUGAAUAUUCUUCCCAAUAUUGCAUACAUUUUGAAUUGAGUACUGUAAUGUAUCAAACUUCCCAAGAGGAAUAAGCUUUCAAAAUCGCUGGAUUCAUUCACCUGUUUACGAAGUUUCUCCUGAAUUCUCAGACUAUCCUUAUCAAAUUUUGCUACAUCCAUUUGAACUCUGGUGGACAAUUCUAGAA